Symbiodinium sp. CCMP2592 is the source of this 378-nucleotide messenger RNA. Lineage: Eukaryota; Dinophyceae; Suessiales; Symbiodiniaceae. The record is from the annotation of a GenBank genome assembly.
AUGGAAGGCCCUAAAAUCCUAAUUACACCCUUUGACAUGACCCUUCGAUGGGGGCUGCUGCUUCUUCUGGCCUUGGGGCGAAGCGAUUGCCCCAGCAAUGACAAGGCGGACUUCGAUUCGUGCCAGACGGAUAUCCUGUUAGGCGGUUCCCUGCGCGACGACACGCCCAAGACGGUAGCUCCCACUCAGCAGCCUGGGCGCUCUUCUGCAGCCUGCGUUGAUUGGCCUGGAUGUGCCCCACUCGGCCUUUUCGGCGACUGCUGUCCCUCCAACGGAGGUGCGAUGCUGGGCUGCUGUAGCGCGCCGGGGCGUCGUCUAGCACUGCUGCAGAUGGAGAGGAAGGGUGUCACAAUCGAUGACACCACUCUCCAGUCAUGA